GUCAAGUGUUGAAGCGUUAAACUCCAAAUAUGGGAAUCUUUCUUCUGCUUUAAACCCCCCACAAGAAUCUUUUCUUCAUCAAUUUUCUCUAACAUCUCGGAUAUCUGAUAUAGCUCAAAGUUGAUUGUCUCUUUGAUCACCGGAAAAUUUCAGGAGUACUAACUUGACCCAGAUUUUCUACAAACUCAUGUAGAUUCUGUACAUUCAAGGGAUACAUGCAGCUCUUUAUCAAGUUAAUACCUAGUCCUGACACCAUCUUAAAAACCAGUAGAAUCACCAUAUACAGGGUGCUGAAUUAUUCUUCUUUCUGAACAAUUUGGAGUUCUUUUUAAGGAUUACCUUGAGAAAUGGACAAAAAUCUUUCUGGAGAAGAUAAUGAUGAUAUUGAUUGGGAUACUGAAGAUGAACUGGAAAUACAAGAAAUACAGGAUACAGUAUUUUCUUCAUGCACGGAUUUAAGAACUACUGGGCAGCAAGUUGUUUAUUGUGAUGGGGAGGCGAGCUCGUCAUCAGUUGCCUUCCAGUCCAAGUUCAUUCAGCAGUUUGUAGUGAUGGGAUUUCCUGAAGAAUCUAUUGCAAAAGCAAUAGAGAAAAACGGAGAAAAUUCAGAUUUGGUGCUGGAUUCUCUUUUGACAUUCAAGGCCAUUGAUGACUCUCCUGAAGAACAGCCCAGUGUUAGCCCUCUGCUGGAACCCUCCAUUAAUUCUGAUGAAAGCGCUUCUGAAUACAAUGAGAACAUUUUGGAUGAUGUUUAUGAGGAAGAUAGUUGGUCUUCUGACUCAGACAACUAUAUAAAUUCUGUCAAGCAGUGCUACUUGAAUGACGAGGGCAGUUCUUUGUCUGAAAAAGAAAAGAUGUUAUUAUUCCUGGCAAAUAUGGGAUAUCCAAAGGAAGAGGCCUCCAUAGCAAUGGAUAGAUGUGGUCCCAAAGCAUCACUCCCUGAAUUGGUAGAUUUCAUUUGUGCUGCUCAAAUGUCAAGAACGGAAGAUCCCUAUCUGCCAGAAGAUGUGAAGCCAAACCUGAAGGAUAUAUUGAAUGAUUGUGGUGGAUACAAAAAGAGGAAGAUGUACAAUGAAUUGUGCAAACGGAAAAAGCAAAGGGAGAUUUAUGGUGAAGAGCCAAUCCGAUUACCCAAACCAAUGAUUGGAUUUGGAGUUCCUACCGGAUCAGUUCCAAUAAUGGUUCAAAGAAUUCUUCCUGAGAAAACCAUUGGCCUGCCUUAUUUCUAUUAUGAAAAUGUCGCCCUAGCUCCUAAGGGUGUGUGGGACACCAUUAAGAGGCAUUUGUAUGAGAUUGAGCCAGAGUUUGUUGACUCAAAGUACUUUUCCGCUACUGCAAGAAAAAGAGGAUAUCUUCAUAAUCUGCCGAUUGAAAACAGAUUUCCUUUGUUUCCACUUCCCCCACGGACCAUUCACGAGGCACUUCCCCUAUCAAAGAGAUGGUGGCCAUCUUGGGAUACUAGGACAAAGUUAAACUGUUUACAAACAGCCAUUGGGAGUGCAAGAUUGACUGAUAAAAUCAGGAAAGCUGUGGAGAAGUAUGAUGGUGAGCCACCUAUGGAAACACAGAAGUAUGUUCUUUAUCAUUGCAAGAAGUGGAAUUUGGUCUGGGUAGGGAGAAACAAAGUUGCCCCUUUGGAGCCUGAUGAAGUUGAAAUGCUAUUGGGGUUUCCAAAGAAUCACACUAGGGGAGGAGGUAUAAGUAGGACUGAUCGAUACAAGUCACUUGGUAACUCUUUCCAGGUUGACACAGUGGCGUACCACUUAUCAGUGUUGAGAGACUUGUUUCCAAAUGGAAUCAACGUCUUAUCACUCUUCUCUGGCAUUGGUGGCGCUGAAGUUGCUCUCUACCGUCUCGGUGUUCCACUCAAUAAUGUGGUUUCAGUUGAAAAGUCCGAAGUGAACAGGAAUAUUGUGAGAAGCUGGUGGGAGCAAACAAAUCAGAGGGGGAAUCUCAUACAUUUUGAGGAUGUGCAGCUGCUGAGCAGAGAUCGCUUGAAGAAGUUAAUAGAAUCAAUUGGAGGAUUUGAUUUAGUGAUAGGUGGAAGCCCGUGUAACAACCUUGCAGGCAGUAACAGGGUGAGCAGGGAUGGGCUUGAAGGCAAAGAGUCUUCUCUAUUUUUUGAUUAUGUUCGGAUAUUGGAUGAUGUCAAGUCCCUAAUGUCUAGACAUAGAUGAUUUAGAUAUCCUAUUCCUUUUUCUUAACCUUUCCAAGGCUAAGGUUAUUCUUUGUAGGGUGAAAUCAAACUAGAUACUCAUUGCAAUUCUGCAUUGUGCUGGGGUAUCUUAUUGUAUGAAAUUUUUGUGGUUGAUGGAAGUAAUGUGAUUGUUUCUGGUC
Solanum dulcamara is the source of this 2337-nucleotide messenger RNA. RefSeq names its product DNA (cytosine-5)-methyltransferase DRM1-like. Gene Ontology annotation, cellular component: nucleus. Lineage: Eukaryota; Viridiplantae; Streptophyta; Magnoliopsida; Solanales; Solanaceae. The transcript is spliced from 12 exons. The record is from RefSeq and is a predicted model, not a curated record. Gene Ontology annotation, molecular function: DNA (cytosine-5-)-methyltransferase activity. The coding region runs from base 348 to 2177 and encodes 609 amino acids.